This is a messenger RNA of Penicillium macrosclerotiorum, 375 nucleotides long. RefSeq lists its product as uncharacterized. Bases 1 to 375 code for a protein of 124 amino acids. The transcript is spliced from 3 exons. The record is from RefSeq and is a predicted model, not a curated record. NCBI's taxonomy places the organism in Eukaryota, Fungi, Ascomycota, Eurotiomycetes, Eurotiales, Aspergillaceae.
AUGUCUCGAGUUCAACAGUACUGGCUGCCUGGGUAUGGCCUGUCCCGACACAUUGUGCUUGGGCACAUCCAUUACUUUCUUGGUCCGUCAGCGUCAGUCAGGCCGUAUAGUUAUCAGGGGCGUGAAGGUUACCUCAUCACAGGGGUGCCUCUCACUCGGGAACAAAUCGACGAUCUUGCGGCCAUGUCCCGGGAGUACGAGAGACAAGAAGCACUGCGCAUGACAAACCAGAAUCCUGGCACGAAUUGGGACCAGAAUAGCAGUGACGGGUCCUCACGGCAACCGUCAGAGCCCUAUAUCAAUGAGAUCAUUCCGGUGGAUCCCAAUCGAGCUCGCAGACGCCCAGUGGAUCCGGAUCCCAGAGGUGGCCGUUGA